UUGACAUUUCGUUCUGUCAUUUUUGUAAAAUGGUGGUGUAAUUACGUAAAUAUUUAAAAAAACAUAUUUUAACUGUUAAUAACUAAACUAGCAUCGUUCUUAGUGCAUUCAACUAUUCACGAUGCUGCGCAAUAUUCUACAGCCAUGCAAAGAAGCUUUAACUAGUCCGAAUAUUAUUAGGAACAUAACAGCGGGUAAUUUUGGAAAUGUGCAGUUACAGCAUGUGCAAAAGCGAGAACAAUCCACGCAGCCUGUUGAGGUACACAAACCUUAUUCCCCGUUUCAAGUAAGCAGAAGCAAUCUUGGCGAAUACGCUCUAGCGAGACUCGAUGAUUUGUUGAAUUGGGGCCGUAAGAAUUCCAUGUGGCCUCUUACUUUCGGGCUGGCGUGCUGUGCUGUUGAAAUGAUGCACAUCGCAGCUCCCCGAUACGAUAUGGACAGGUAUGGUGUAGUAUUUAGGGCUUCCCCUCGUCAAGCUGACGUUAUUAUUGUAGCGGGUACAUUGACAAAUAAAAUGGCUCCGGCUUUGAGGAAAGUGUACGAUCAAAUGCCCGAACCGAGAUGGGUGAUUUCCAUGGGUAGUUGCGCUAACGGUGGUGGUUACUAUCAUUAUUCAUAUUCUGUUGUUAGGGGUUGUGAUAGAAUUAUACCAGUAGAUAUUUACGUGCCCGGAUGUCCACCAACGGCAGAGGCACUUUUGUAUGGGAUUCUCCAGUUGCAAAAGAAGGUAAAGAGGAUGAAUACGAUGCAAAUGUGGUACAGAAAGUAACAAUAUUAUAAUUAAUUAGGUAACAAAUAAAUGAUAUAUCCAAAACGUUCCUUUUUUAUUCAAUUUGUAUCGAAAGCUUUCAUUGCAAG
Phyllotreta striolata is the source of this 858-nucleotide messenger RNA. NCBI's taxonomy places the organism in Eukaryota, Metazoa, Arthropoda, Insecta, Coleoptera, Chrysomelidae. The record is from the annotation of a GenBank genome assembly.